AUGUCGGGAGCUACAGAUCGCGAGGCUGUCUUCCCGACCCGGCAGUCGCUGGGUAUCAUGAAGGCCAAGCUCAAGGGAGCAGAGACAGGACAUAGUCUGUUGAAAAGAAAGAGCGAGGCUCUUACGAAGGUUCGCACAAAACAAGACAACGUCUCCGGUGUUUUGCUUCCGGCUUUUGAAAGUUAUCUCACUGAGGGCAAUAACGACUUUGGCCUGACAGGCUUGGGCAAGGGAGGACAGCAGGUUCAACGAUGCAGAGAAACAUACGCCCGCGCUGUGGAAGCACUUGUUGAACUUGCCAGUCUGCAGACUGCAUUCGUAAUCCUUGACGAGGUUAUCAAAGUAGAAGUAAACGCCAUCGAACAUGUCAUUAUACCAAGGACCGAAAACACCAUCAAGUACAUCAACUCGGAGCUAGACGAGCUUGACCGCGAGGAAUUCUACAGAUUGAAGAAGGUUGCAAACAAAAAGCAGCGCGAUACAGCUGCGGCAGAUGCCGAAAUGAAGGCGCGUCGUGAAGUGGAGGCUGCGGCGCAAAACGGACAGACGUCUCAAAAGGACGAUGUUACCCCUACAGAUGUUCUUGGUGCGGGAGACGAUGAAGACGUUAUCUUUUAG
Messenger RNA from Fusarium coffeatum, 618 nucleotides. RefSeq lists its product as uncharacterized. Gene Ontology annotation, cellular component: fungal-type vacuole membrane; vacuolar proton-transporting V-type ATPase complex. The record is from RefSeq and is a predicted model, not a curated record. NCBI's taxonomy places the organism in Eukaryota, Fungi, Ascomycota, Sordariomycetes, Hypocreales, Nectriaceae. Gene Ontology annotation, biological process: vacuolar acidification. Gene Ontology annotation, molecular function: proton-transporting ATPase activity, rotational mechanism. The transcript has 5 exons. Bases 1 to 618 code for a protein of 205 amino acids.